GUCAAACCAAAUUCUACCUCCAAUGUGGAGAAGUAAAAAAGAUAAACAGUAACAUCAUGGCUGAAGAAGUGAAGGUUUUUGGAGCUUGUUUAAGCCCUUUUAGUCGCAGGGUAGAGCUUGCUUUGCGAUUGAAAGGUGUUCCAUAUGAAUAUAUAGAAGAGGAUAUCUUUAAAAACAAGAGCCCUUUGCUUUUGAAAUACAAUCCAGUUCAUAAGAAAGUUCCCGUCCUCCUCCACAAUAGGAAACCAAUUGCGGAGUCACUCGUUAUACUUGAAUACAUUGAGGAAACCUGGAAAGGCAAUCCCAUUUUGCCAGAGGAUCCUUACGAAAAAGCCAAGGCUCGGUUCUGGACUAAGUUCACCGAUGAGAAGUGCUUGCCUGCGCUACGGAAAGCUGGGUGGAGCCCAGAGAAUGAGCGAGAAAAGGCGGUGGAAGAAGCUUGUGAGUGUCUAAAAACGCUUGAAAGUUCGCUGAAUGGAAAGAGAUUCUUUGGGGGGGAUACAGUUGGAAUGGUAGACAUUGCAGCCAACUUUAUCGGCUUUUGGCUUACGAUCAUGCAAGAAGCAACAGGGCGCAAGUUGCUGUCAGCUGAGAAAUUCCCUGAGCUGUUCAAAUGGACUGACGAGUUUGUAAGUUGCAGUGUUGUUAAGGAAAGUCUGCCUCCCAAGGACAAACUAUUGGCCUUUUAUAAAGCUCGCGUUGCUGAAGCCAAGGAAGCUCAAACUAAUGCCCCCAAAUGAACGUUUUCCCAAUGAUUGUCGCGUGCUUGCCUCUUUUCUAUUAGCUGGCUUUGUCUGUUAUCUUUAAUGCGAUUGUGUCGUGUUACUUGCUCUUGAUGUUGAUUUUCGGUUAAAAAUAAAUUAAUACGCUUAUACAUAAAUGACUAUUGGGUUUAGCAUUUUUGAGUUUCUC
Molecule: messenger RNA, 912 nt
Organism: Durio zibethinus
Lineage: Eukaryota; Viridiplantae; Streptophyta; Magnoliopsida; Malvales; Malvaceae
Source: RefSeq, a predicted model, not a curated record